Messenger RNA from Arachis ipaensis, 945 nucleotides. The record is from RefSeq and is a predicted model, not a curated record. Lineage: Eukaryota; Viridiplantae; Streptophyta; Magnoliopsida; Fabales; Fabaceae.
AUGGCCAAAGGAAAGGAAAAGAUGUAUAAGGACACUAUUAUGCAAGAUAAUGAUGCAAUUGUGGCAGACUUAUCUGAUGUAGAGGUGGACCUUGGUUUUUUAGGAAGUCCAGGAGACGCAUUUAUGUAUGAUGCUCUUGACCCGGGUGCAGAAUCUGAUGGUGCCAACUCUUGGCACUCAGAGGAGAUGAAGACUCCUCCUAAUUCUGAAGAUAAAUUGGAAUCUGAUGGAGAAUCAGAUGAAUUUUCAAUCUUCCAAGAGGGACAGAGAUUUGGUGAGUUGCAACUGCAAGUGGGAAUGAAGUUUAAUACUAAACAAGACUUCAGGGAUGCUGUGGCAGUGUGCCAGGUGGAAGAGUGCUCAUGGGUUGUUUAUGCCUCAAGGGAUCAUGAGGACUCUUGUUGGCAAAUCAAGACCUUUUAUGACGAUCAUGCAUGUCCAAGAGAGAAUUCUAAUACGGCUGCAAACAGAGCUUGGCUGGCAAGUAAGUUGGUCAAGAAGGUUAGAAAGUACCCCAACUUCAAGCAAUGUGAGGCUGCAACAUACUUUAGGUCUAAGUGUGAUCUCAUACUUCAUAAGAAUUCAUUAGCUCGAGCCUUGGCUGAUGCAAGAAAUAUUGUCUACGGGGAUGAAAAGGCACAGUAUGCCUUGUUAAGGGAUUAUGCUGAAACGCUGCUAAAGACCAAUCCGGGAUCCACUGUAAAGAUUGGGGUUACUCUACUGCCUGACGGCCAAGUAAUGUUUGAUAAAAUGUAUAUCUGCCUGAGUGGUUGCAAGAACGGGUUUAAAGCUGGUUGUCGACCUUUAAUCGGCCUCGACGGUGCAUUUCUGAAGACGCAGAUUGGUGGACAAAUAUUAUCAGCUGUCGCACAAGAUGCAAAUCACCACAUUUAUGUGGUUGCUUGGGCUAUAGUCAACAUUGAAAAUAAGGAGAACUGGAAAUAG